Aspergillus uvarum CBS 121591 is the source of this 1032-nucleotide messenger RNA. RefSeq lists its product as uncharacterized. NCBI's taxonomy places the organism in Eukaryota, Fungi, Ascomycota, Eurotiomycetes, Eurotiales, Aspergillaceae. The record is from RefSeq and is a predicted model, not a curated record. The transcript is spliced from 2 exons. The annotation marks the transcript as partial.
AUGGAAUCACCUCCUCCUAUUGGCGAAAGCCGCCCGGAAGUUGGUGACUGGGUCAAAGAUAUUAUACGACGAUUCACACAAAACCGUGGCGACGAUGUGAUGAACAAUUUAUUCCUGUCUGACACGCCCAACUUUGAAGCAGUGAAUGAAUUCUUUGGCGAACUCAAUCAGCACAUCCAUGCGGCUAAUCUCGCACAUGGGCAAGAAGAUAUAAGGGCAGGUGAGAUACCAGCCCAAACAUAUCAAGCCAUGUAUAGAUCUUGGAGAAUGGAAAUUGAAAAACCAGAAGUGAAGAACAAUCCUAGUUUGGGCUGGAAGGCAUACGACCAAGUUUAUCAAGCCCUGAAUGAAUUCAACAAGGCCUACAAUCUGCCCUUGGGUUGGAAUAUAUCACCAACAGCAGCCGAGACAGUGUUUGGUCAUCGUCCUCCCCCCAAAACAUCUUUGCAGGCCGCUUCAGUCCAACGAGACUCUGGAAGCGAGAGCAGCGAGGAUGAGAGCAUUGAUGAUGAUGGGUUGUCCGGAAUCGACCUGCUCGAGACAAGGGCGCGCCAACAGAGUCGCUCUCUCGUCAAUGCCAAAGUCCUAUUCUGGUGGUCGAAGGGAGCAGGUACUCAGAUUUUUGUUCGCUAUGGUCCCAGAUCCAACCCAAUUUUUCGCAUCCGAGCUGGUACCCAUGAGUACUAUGAUAAGAAGACAGUUACUCGUGUUCUGGUUUCUAAAACACGCGGUUAUAUGAAGAAACCAGCGGUAAUGGAUGGGAUAUUGGGAGAAACAUGGAAGUAUGAAAGAAAGCAUGUCUCUGAUAUACUUGGUGUGGGAUGGAAGAUUGAAGACGAUGAUGAGAGCAGGAUAGACCCUUUAGCACUCAUCGAACCUGCUACCGGUGUGAUGUAUCCUGAGACGAGGGUCUUCGUGGCGUGGAAAGAUGGUGAAAAGACUUUGGAAACCCGCGCGUUUAUCCGUCGGAUCGCAAAUGGAUCGAACUUAGAUGGUGACCGACUCAUUUUUCAGAAGGCCAAGGAGUUAGAA